AUGGCUUUGAAAGGAGUCUUCAAGGAACGACUUCUUCAGAUCGUUUCGGUGGCUACACAGGUGGCCAUAUCUCGGCGAGUGCAGAGGUACAAGCUCGCAUUGCGCGGGCGUCAAGACGCCGAAAACAGGCGAACAAGAUCGACCUCGGACCAGUCAACGCCAAUGAUAUGGGGAUGGAGUGUAGACGCAUCGUAGAACGCGUUUUCGUUUGAAGUUGACGUCUUGUUUGAGAGUAGAUGUGACAGAUUUGCGUAGAAUAGGGUAAGAUGUUAUCAUGAACGGAGAUGAAAGGGCUUUUCCAACACGGAGAUGUAGCAUGGAUCAAAGCAUUUGUUGGAUUUCAGCUUUUACAAGCGGACAUCAACGCAGUAGUAUUUUAGCAAGCUUACGAACGCAUAUAGGAUACCAUCAGGAUU
Molecule: messenger RNA, 416 nt
Organism: Ectocarpus sp. CCAP 1310/34
Lineage: Eukaryota; Phaeophyceae; Ectocarpales; Ectocarpaceae
Source: the annotation of a GenBank genome assembly